Harmonia axyridis is the source of this 1010-nucleotide messenger RNA. RefSeq names its product cysteine-rich secretory protein 2-like. NCBI's taxonomy places the organism in Eukaryota, Metazoa, Arthropoda, Insecta, Coleoptera, Coccinellidae. The transcript has a single exon. The coding region runs from base 65 to 988 and encodes 307 amino acids. The record is from RefSeq and is a predicted model, not a curated record.
AACUUCUAAAAAGACAAAUCUAGUCAAUGUGACAAGCCAUCAAAACAACUCUGUACACUAUGAAAUGCAAUUUAUUUUGUUCAUCUCACUUUUCUGGUUCACCUACGUGAGUUCAAAAUUCAAAAAACCCAGUUUUUCACCAUAUUGUCUAACCAGAAGCCUCUGUAAAUCAGCCUGCAAUUGUAGUGCUACUCCUAACUGCACGUUGCUCGACUUAAACAAGGACUUCAGAGAAAAAAUAACGUUUUAUAUCAAUCAAAUCCGAGAAAUUCAAACGAGAGCUGAACCACAACCUUCUGGCUUAAGAAUGCUCGAAUACGACGAACAACUUGAGGAAUUAUCUUCUUGUUGGGUUUCAAAAUGUGAGAUCGAAUAUUCAGACUGUUUCUAUAGUCCACGAUACAGUGUGACCUCACAGACUGUUGGAUAUUCAACGAGAAAAGAGCCUAGUUUGAAUUUAUGGUACGAGAUAAUAAACACAUGGCUUGAUGAGAUAAGGAAAUUAAAUGUCGAUAUGCUGUUGAGUUUCCCUGCAGGAGAGAAAGGACUAAAUAUCCACAAUUUUGCUCAACUUCUCAGUGACAAAGUAUGUCACGUAGGUUGCUCUUGGAGUGUAUCACCUAAUUUUGUCUUAUUAGUUUGCACUUUUGGACCAAGUGGUCCCCUGCAAAGCCAGCCAAUCUACAAAACAGGAAUCCCUUGCAGUGGAUGUCCACCUGGAUAUGAAUGUGAUAAAGAGAAACCCUUCGAACAUCUGUGCAAGAACAACCAUCAAAGGUCUUCAUCGUCCAGGUUGUCUUCAUUAGCGAAAAAUUAUAUUUCUUCAAGAGAUACGAAAGCACCUGGCAAUAAGAAGAAAGAUAACAAAAAGAAUACCUUUGCAAAUAAUCCUUUAGCUGGAAUUUAUUUCGGACUAAUAUUACUUCUGGGUGCUGUCGUUGUUAUUUUCAUUUUAGGCUUUGCGUGCUAUUGUAUAUGUUGCGUAUGAAUCAGAAAAAUUGGAACUAAAA